This is a messenger RNA of Syngnathoides biaculeatus (alligator pipefish), 1229 nucleotides long. It is a transcript of the gene nr2e1, whose product is annotated as nuclear receptor subfamily 2, group E, member 1. Bases 1 to 1158 code for a protein of 385 amino acids. The record is from RefSeq and is a predicted model, not a curated record. The transcript is spliced from 9 exons. Lineage: Eukaryota; Metazoa; Chordata; Actinopteri; Syngnathiformes; Syngnathidae. Gene Ontology annotation, molecular function: nuclear receptor activity; RNA polymerase II cis-regulatory region sequence-specific DNA binding; zinc ion binding. Gene Ontology annotation, biological process: negative regulation of transcription by RNA polymerase II; anatomical structure development; cell differentiation.
AUGAGCAAACCUGCCGGCUCAACAAGCCGCAUCCUGGACAUCCCGUGCAAAGUUUGCGGAGACCGCAGCUCCGGCAAGCACUACGGCGUCUACGCCUGCGACGGCUGCUCGGGCUUCUUCAAGAGGAGCAUUCGGCGGAACAGAACUUACGUGUGCAAAUCCGGUUCUCAGGGUGGUUGUCCUGUGGAUAAAACUCACAGAAACCAAUGCCGAGCGUGCCGCUUGAAAAAGUGCCUGGAAGUCAACAUGAAUAAAGACGCCGUCCAACAUGAGCGAGGACCCCGAACGUCCACCAUCCGAAAGCAGGUGGCCUUGUACUUCCGAGGUCAUAAAGAGGUCAACGGGUCCUCGACGCAUUUCCCAGGAUCCUCUCUGCCGGGCCCGCCCUUCUUCACCACAGUCACGCAGCUGGAGCCGCACAGUUUGGACAUGAGUACGGUGGCCAGCACGCCGGAGAGGCAGGCCAUCGUGGGCCUGGCGCAGCCCACCCCCAAGUACCCCCACGAAGUCAGCGCCACCCCCAUGUACCUGUACGAGGUGGCCACCGAGUCGGUGUGCGAGUCGGCGGCCCGCCUCCUCUUCAUGAGCAUCAAGUGGGCCAAGAGCGUGCCCGCCUUCUCCACGCUCCCCUUGUCGGACCAGUUGAUCCUGUUGGAGGACGCCUGGAGGGAACUGUUCGUCCUGGGCAUUGCGCAGUGGGCCAUCCCCGUGGACUCCACAACUUUACUCGCCGUCUCCGGGAUGAACACCGAAAACACCGAAUCCCAGCGGAUGAACAAAAUCAUGUCGGAGAUCCAAGCGCUCCAAGAGGUGGUCACCAGGUUCCGACAGAUGCGGCUGGACGCCACCGAGUUCGCCUGUCUGAAAUGUAUUGUGACGUUCAAAGCCGUUCCCACGCAGGGCGGUGCAGAGCUGAGAAACUUCCACAACGCCAGCGCCAUUGCGGCGUUGCAAGAUGAGGCGCAGCUCACGCUCAACAGUUACAUACACACCAGGUACCCGACUCAGCCGUGUCGCUUCGGCAAGCUGCUGCUGCUCCUGCCGUCCCUGCGCUCCGUCGGCCCCUCCACCAUCGAGGAGGUGUUCUUCAAGAAGACCAUCGGCAACGUGCCCAUCACCAGGCUCCUCUCCGACAUGUACAAAUCCAGCGACAUUUGACCUCGCCGACCAAAUCCGCCCGCUUGGAGAAACAGAAGAGACUUGAACACAAGGGGAUGGGGUGGGGGGGG